GGGCAGCCCCCGCGGCUGCCCGCGCCCGGCCGGCCCAAGGCAGGCAGGAGGCGCUACAAGACCUUCAUGAUCGACGAGAUCCUCUCCAAGGAGACUUGCGACUACUUCGAGAAACUUUCGCUGUACUCCGUCUGCCCGUCGCUCCUGGUCCGGCCCAAGCCGCUGCACUCCUGCGCCGGCUCCCCCGCGGUGCGGGCGCACCCCCUGCUCUCCGGCAUCGCCCGGCCGCCGCCCGCGCUCCCGCAGCUGCUCCCGGGCGCCGGCAGCUCCCGGCUGCUGCCCUGCCCGCCGCCCCUGCGCACCCAGGGGUCCCCCAGCGAGCCCCAGGCCAGCAGCGAGUCGGAGGCAGAGCAGCCCCCGCCACGCUCAAAGAAGCCGCGCCGGAGCAGGACCAUCUUCACUGAGAUCCAGCUCAUGGGCCUGGAGAAGAAAUUCCAGAAGCAGAAGUACCUCUCCACCCCCGAUAGGCUCGACUUAGCCCAGUCCUUGGGGCUGACUCAGCUCCAGGUAAAGACGUGGUACCAGAACCGUAGGAUGAAGUGGAAGAAAAUGGUGUUGAAGGGUGGACAGGAAGCUCCAACGAAGCCCAAAGGCCGCCCAAAGAAAAACUCCAUUCCCACCUCAGAGGAGAUCGAAGCAGAGGAGAAAAUGAAUAGCCAGGCUCAGAGUCAGGCACAGGAGGGACCUCGAGCCUCUGAGGAGCCAAAACUAACAGAGGAGAACCCAGAAGAAGUCCUGUUGGAGACAGAGGGGUGUCCAGAACAUGCACCAGAGCCUUCCUCAGAGGAGACUACACCAUUAAGCUAAAAGGGAGGGAAAAGAGAGGAAAAGAAGAGAAAAAAAAAGAGAGAAAAGAGAAAAAUCAA
Messenger RNA from Ficedula albicollis (Collared flycatcher), 866 nucleotides. It is a transcript of the gene BARX2, whose product is annotated as BARX homeobox 2. Gene Ontology annotation, biological process: regulation of transcription by RNA polymerase II. Gene Ontology annotation, cellular component: nucleus. The transcript is spliced from 4 exons. The record is from RefSeq and is a predicted model, not a curated record. NCBI's taxonomy places the organism in Eukaryota, Metazoa, Chordata, Aves, Passeriformes, Muscicapidae. The annotation marks the transcript as partial. Gene Ontology annotation, molecular function: DNA-binding transcription factor activity, RNA polymerase II-specific; RNA polymerase II transcription regulatory region sequence-specific DNA binding.